GUCUGAAGAUAAUAUAAUGUUGAUACGCGUAUGCAUUUGCACGAGCUGGAGACCUUUUUUUUCCCUGAAGUGAAAAUGAUGAAUCUGCGGAUUCAACAUUUGGAACAAGGAGAGUGGAAUAUGUAAACAAAUCUAAUCGGUCCAGCCGUCAAAGAUAUGCGGAAGCUCACCUUUUGCAGCAAGUGAGCGGAAAGAGUAUUUACUCUUUACUCUUUCUUUGAUUUUGGUCAUUGAUCGCUGACAGGGAGCUUUCCGAAAUACUGGGUUUGCAGACCUGUAGGAUGCUUAAUCCUUGCUUUGAUGUCUUCAGUGUUUUGUACACUUGUAUUGUCCUUGGUCUGAUAUCCUUGUGUCAAGGUCAGUCAGAGGUGAUUGGUCCGAAUCAGCCAGUUGCUGCAACCGUUGGUGAUGACAUCAUUUUGCCAUGUUACCUCUACCCAACCAUGGAUGCUUCAGACAUGACUGUGGAGUGGAGUAGACCUGACCUGGACCUCAGAUUAGUCCAUGUGUGGCCGGAGAGACCUGAGUUACAAAAUCCAUCCUACAAGGGCAGAACAUCUCUGUUUAUUAAUGAAAUGAAAAAUGGAGAAAUUUCUUUGAAGAUCUCCAGAGUAAAGCCGUCUGAUGAGGGAAAAUACAGAUGCUUUGUUCCAGACCUGCGUAAAGACUCUAAUGUUCAACUUGUUGUUAGU
This is a messenger RNA of Haplochromis burtoni (Burton's mouthbrooder), 692 nucleotides long. Its product is annotated as butyrophilin subfamily 3 member A2. The record is from RefSeq and is a predicted model, not a curated record. NCBI's taxonomy places the organism in Eukaryota, Metazoa, Chordata, Actinopteri, Cichliformes, Cichlidae.